UGGAGGAAAAGCUGAUCUAAAGAAUCAUUAAAUCCCACCAACAGCUCUGAUAAAUUCACCAACCUAUAAGAUUACAUUCAAUCCUUCCAUUUAUGAAAACCACCACCCUAAACCUGUCCUCUCGUUUUCAAUAUGCUUACUCUACCUUCCCCUCUCUGAUAUAUUUCAUUUAGAAAUGAAAGACAGGUAAAAUACAGCUUCUCGUGUCCUAAACAUAGACAAAGAGAGCUCCAGUUGAGUACUUGUCUGUUUGGAUUUUCUUUGUUGGUUUUCAUGAAGCUGCAAGGUCGGACAAGAUGAGGAUUGAUUUUUCUGAAUAUGAACACGAACUGUCGAACUGAAGCUGCAAAAAGAUGAUGAUUCUGGGUUAAGUUUGAACCCCAAAAGCAAUUUUGGUUUGAAGGUCCAAAACCACUCUUCACUGUGGUGUUGAUGGUUUUGGUUCUUCAUGGAGUUACAGAAAGCAAGGACGGUGUUCUCACCUCUCAGUGACCCCCAAACCGCUUACCACAGAAGGAUGCUUUUGACUCUCUGAGGCAGGCAGCUGGAGAAUUUGGUAUUGGUAUUCUCUUCUAUAUUUUCUAUCGUUUCGGCCCUAGCCACAGAUGGGUUUUGGUUUUUUCAGUUCUGUUCUGGUUUUCACACUCUUCUUUAGGCCUUUAGUUUCCCAACAACCCAAUACAGAUGAGUUUUUUGUCUCUGAUUUCUUUAAGAAAAUGGGUCUAAACUACUCUUCAUCCGUUUUCGACUCAUCUGCUCCAAUUUGUUCAUGGGAAGGGGUCUUAUGUGACGAUCAAGAAGAGAAUGUUAUUGGUUUAGUGGCUUCUGGUUUAGGCCUCUCUGGCUUCAUCCCUGAUUCUACCAUUGGAAAACUCGGCAAGCUUCAAACAUUGGAUCUGAGCAAUAACAAUAUUACCGGUUUGUCGUCGGAUUUGUGGGGUUUAGGGAGUACUCUCAAGACCCUCAACCUCUCCAAUAACCAUUUUUCUGGGUUUCUUCCAAGUAACAUUGGCAACUUCGGUGUACUGGAAAAUCUCGACCUUUCCAACAACAACUUCUCCGGAGACAUUCCUGCAUCUAUCAGCUCUCUUUCGAACUUGCAAGUUCUCAAAAUAGACCGAAAUGAGUUCUCAGGGAGCAUUCCUCCAGGGAUCCUUAAUUGUAAAUCUCUGGUCUCAAUCGACCUUUCAUACAAUCAGUUCAAUGGAACUGUUCCAGAUGGUUUCGGUGCUGCAUUUCCUAAGCUCAGAACUUUGAACCUUGCUGAGAAUGGAUUUCAUGGAAGGUCUUCGGACUUCCUGGGCCUGAAAUCAAUCGCUUAUCUUAAUAUUUCAGGGAACAUGUUUCAAGGUUCUGUAAUGGGUGUGUUUCAGGAGCCACUGGAGGUUAUCGACCUGAGUAGGAACCAGUUUCAAGGUCACAUAUCGCAGGUACAUUUCAAUUCCAGCUUCAAUUGGUCUCGUUUGGUUUACCUUGACCUGUCUGCAAAUGAACUCAGCGGAGUAUUCUUCCAAGAUUUGAACCAAGCCAAGAAUCUCAAACACCUCAAUCUCGCCGGCAAUAGAUUUCCGGAACAGGAAUUCCCCCAAAUAGAAAAUCUCUCAAAUCUAGAAUACCUCAACCUGUCCCGGACUAGUCUUACGGGAAGCAUUUCAACUGCUAUCUCGCAAUUGGGUGAGUUAACUGUACUAGACCUUUCUGAGAAUCAUUUCACUGGCCGAAUUCCAUUUCUAAGAACGGAUAAUCUUCAAGUAAUAGACGUUUCGCAGAACAAUCUAACUGGAGAGAUUCCAUUUCCUUUGCUGGAAAAAUUGCCUCAUAUGAAGAAGUUCAACUUCUCUUACAACAAUCUUACACUUUGUGCUUCGAACUUCAAACCUGAAACCUUGCAAACUGCCUUCAUAGGGUCACAGGACAGCUGCCCAAUAGCUGCGAACCCAGAUCUCUUCAGAAGAAAAACCACUACACACAAGGGACUCAAGCUUUCUCUGGCCAUAACUGUUUCGAUUGUCUGUCUUCUGGUGGGCUUACUCUGCCUUGCCUUUGGGUGCAGAAGGAAAACCAGAAGGUGGGCAUCUAAGCAACUCUCAUUCAAAGAAGAACCCAACAUCUCAGGCCCCUUCUCUUUUCAGACAGACUCAACCACUUGGGUUGCUGAUGUUAAGCAUGCAAACUCAGUUCCUGUGGUAAUUUUUGAGAAGCCAUUGCUAAAUUUCACCUUUGCCGACCUCUUGUCUGCAACAUCACACUUUGACCGAGGAACUUUGUUAGCUGACGGGAGAUUUGGGCCUGUUUAUAGAGGAUUUCUACCUGGAGGAAUCCAUGUGGCUGUGAAGGUCUUGGUACAUGGAUCAACCAUGACUGACCACGAAGCUGCAAAAGAGCUUGAAUAUCUUGGUCGGAUCAAACACCCCAAUCUUGUUCCCUUGACUGGCUAUUGUUUAGCUGGUGAUCAGAGGAUUGCAAUCUAUGAUUACAUGGAGAAUGGGAAUCUGCAGAAUUUGCUUCAUGAUCUACCUCUUGGGGUUCAAACUACUGAAGAUUGGAGCACGGAUACAUGGGAAGAAGAUAACAAUAAUGGGAUCCAGAAUGUUGGCUCUGAAGGGCUACUAACAACUUGGCGGUUUAGACAUAAAAUUGCACUUGGAACAGCCCGAGCACUAUCAUUCCUUCACCAUGGUUGCUCCCCUCCUAUAAUUCACAGAGAUGUUAAGGCUAGCAGUGUUUAUCUUGAUUCAAAUUUGGAGCCAAGGCUAUCUGAUUUUGGAUUGGCUAAAAUUUUUGGGAAUGGUUUAGAGGAUGAGAUCUCUCGUGGUUCACCAGGAUAUGUGCCUCCAGAGUUUUCCCAAGCAGAAGAUGGUUCACCAACACCAAAGUCGGAUGUUUAUGGGUUUGGAGUUAUUCUAUUUGAACUGAUUACAGGGAAGAAACCCAUUGCAGAUGAUUAUCCAGAGGAGAAAGAUAUAACUUUGGUGAAUUGGGUGAGAGGACUUGUCAGAAAGAACCAGGGUUCAAGCGCAAUUGAUCCAAAAAUUCGUGGGACAGGGUCAGAGACCCAAAUGGAGGAAGCCCUAAGAAUUGGGUAUCUAUGCACGGCUGACCAUCCAUGGAAGAGGCCAAGCAUGCAGCAGAUAGUUGGGCUCCUUAAAGACAUUGAACCUGUGGUGCAUCCAUGAAGAAGAGAGGAAUAAGAUUUAGAAAGGAGUCCGUUUUCUUUGCUUCCCACAGGUUUCCUCUUUCCCUCAUUUUUUUUUGUUAUAUCCUAUGAUGCCAUGGAGGAAAUGUACAGUAUUCUUGAGCUCUUAUUUUGAACUUGGGUGUUUUCUUGUAUCUCUUGUUCUUUCAAUUUGUAAUUUUUACCUUUUAUCAUC
Molecule: messenger RNA, 3371 nt
Organism: Nelumbo nucifera (sacred lotus)
Lineage: Eukaryota; Viridiplantae; Streptophyta; Magnoliopsida; Proteales; Nelumbonaceae
Product: Leucine-rich repeat protein kinase family protein
Biological process (GO): protein phosphorylation
Molecular function (GO): protein kinase activity; protein binding; ATP binding
Source: RefSeq, a predicted model, not a curated record